UUCAAUGACAACAAGCCAUAAGCCCAUCAUCUGUGUCUAUGUUUGGAAUGUUCUGCACAAAAGGAUCACAGGCACUGGAAAAGAUCCUGAUGGCACUGGGAGCAAGGCGGGGACCAAGAUAUGCAAAAAUGGAAUCAAUAACAAACCUUUUGGCCAUGAGUGAGAACCCCCUUACGUUUCUUUUAAAGGUUUGGCCGGACUGUGCAGCCUCUAUGGCACUCUCAACAGUCUCUCCUUUGGUCUUUUUUAAAAUUUCUGUCCCCAAGGCCAAGCUCAGACCCGCCCCCUUCCCUGUAAAUAAGGUCGGCUGUUUCAGACCAGUAGGAAUUGCACACGCAUGCCCCCUUCAUGCACACUGCCACCCACCCCUCUUUAUCAAUCUUGUGUACCAUUCAUUUGGCCACGCUGACGCCAACAUGAAGACCUUCAGGGUUUUGCCGCUCAUCGCCUUUCUGCUGACCGCAUCGUUUCCCAUCUCCAUCAGAGCUGAUGAUAGUCAGGCAGGAGAAGAGGAGACUUUGAAAAAGACUGAAGGAGAUGAGUCGGGCACUUCGGAGGAGAUCAAAGACGAAAAUGGCAUUUUGGUCCUGGAUGAGUUAAACUUCGACAGAGCUCUCCAGGAAAACAAAAUGCUUCUGGUGGAAUUUUAUGCCCCCUGGUGUGGUCACUGCCAGGCUUUGGCGCCAGAAUAUGAAAUCGCUGCUGAACUCCUUAAAAAGGAGUCUUCUGACAUCCAACUUGCUAAGGUGGAUGUCACCAAGGAGAAGGGCCUGGCUGCAGAAUUUGAAAUUGACAGCUUUCCCAAGCUGAAGUUUUUCAUCGGAGGAGAUAGAAAGAACUUUGUGGAGUUCACAGGAAAAAGGAAAGCAGCUGGAAUUGUUCAGUGGUUGAAGAGAAGAUCGGGCCCAAGUGCGACAGUCCUGAACAACAUCAGCAGCACCCAGGAAUUUGUGGAUGCAAAUGAAAUUGCAGUCGUGGGUUUCUUUAAGGACAUUAAAGGAGACGAAACAAAGAUAUUCUAUGAAGUGGCAGUAGAAAUGGUGGAUGUCGAGUUUGGUAUUACUGACUGCAAAGACGUCUUCGAGCAAUAUGCAGUAGACCAAGACUCUGUUGUGCUGUUUAAAAAGUUUGAUGAAAAGCGAGAUGAUUUUAAACUGAUGACUGAUAACAAAACAGAUAAGGAAGAGCUGAUGAAAUUCAUUAAAUUUAACAGUUUGGAACUCGUAACAGAGUUUAACGAGCAGAACUCGGACAAGAUUUUUGAGGCAAAGGUGAAGCAUCACAGUCUGCUUUUCAUUAACAAAACUUUAGAAACCCACUUGACUUUGCUGGAGAGCUUCAGGAGUGCUGCUUCUGAGUUUAGGGAAAAGGUACUGUUUGUUCUAAUUGACAUCAACGGUAACCAUGACCAUGUCUUGGAUUACUUUGGACUGAAAAAGGAGGACAUUCCAGCAAUUCGUAUCAUUGACACGGACUCACUGAAAAAAUAUUCCUUGUCAGAAAAGGAGAUCUCAUCAGAAAACAUCCUGAAGCUGUGUCUGGGAGUCCUUGAAGGCACGGCACAGCCUCAUCUAAUGAGCCAAGAAAUUCCCGAUGACUGGAAUGACAAUCCUGUAAAGAUCCUUGUUGGAAAGAACAUUGAGAAAGUGGCCUUUGAUGAAACCAAAAAUGUGUUUGUAAUGUUUUAUGCCCCUUGGUGUGCUCAUUGUAAAGAAUUAACACCUACCUGGGAAAAUCUUGCUGAAAAGUAUAAAGACCACGAGAACAUCAUUAUUGCAAAGAUCGAUGCCACUGCCAAUGACAUUGAAGUCGUCUCUGUGCCUGGGUACCCUGCAAUUAAGUAUUUUCCAGCUGGCAAAGAAAGAAAGAUUAUUGAUUAUAACAGCCAAAGAGAUGUGGAGACAUUUUCAAAGUUUCUGGAUAAUGGAGGCAUCCUGCCAGAGGAGGAGGAAGAAGAAGAAGAACCAGAGUCAUUGGAUGAAGAAGAUGUGGAGAACAUAACUGUGACACCCAGAGGUGGCAACGAAACCUCAAGAGAUGAGCUCUGAUAGAAGAAAACAACCUGAAAUAAUUGAUAGACGCAGACCUGCCCUUUAUUCAUUCAGUAACUGUACAGUUUAAGGACAGUACUGAUGUCUGUCAGAUCGGUCACUAAAAUAUUAAAAGGUUAUUUAUUUACAACAGGAGUGUAACUGGAAUACUACUGCCAGAGUAUUUAUCCAUUCAUUUCAUUCAUGUAUACAAACUAUGAUCAUAAACGUUACACUGGCACAAGAGCUGAACAUGUUAACUCUCUGCAUUUUAGUUAUUUCUGCAUUUAUUACAGAGUACGGGAUUAAAUUGAAUAGUCACA
This is a messenger RNA of Erpetoichthys calabaricus (reedfish), 2353 nucleotides long. RefSeq names its product protein disulfide isomerase family A, member 2 (gene pdia2). Gene Ontology annotation, biological process: protein folding; response to endoplasmic reticulum stress. Gene Ontology annotation, molecular function: protein disulfide isomerase activity. The transcript has 12 exons. Gene Ontology annotation, cellular component: endoplasmic reticulum. The record is from RefSeq and is a predicted model, not a curated record. NCBI's taxonomy places the organism in Eukaryota, Metazoa, Chordata, Cladistia, Polypteriformes, Polypteridae. Bases 39 to 2048 code for a protein of 669 amino acids.